Apis dorsata (giant honeybee) is the source of this 427-nucleotide messenger RNA. Its product is annotated as farnesyl pyrophosphate synthase-like. Gene Ontology annotation, molecular function: dimethylallyltranstransferase activity; (2E,6E)-farnesyl diphosphate synthase activity. NCBI's taxonomy places the organism in Eukaryota, Metazoa, Arthropoda, Insecta, Hymenoptera, Apidae. The coding region runs from base 156 to 413 and encodes 85 amino acids. Gene Ontology annotation, cellular component: cytoplasm. The record is from RefSeq and is a predicted model, not a curated record. Gene Ontology annotation, biological process: trans, trans-farnesyl diphosphate biosynthetic process. The transcript has 3 exons.
UCUUUUUUCAAUAGACCGAUACAAUACUUUAGUAAAAUAUAAAACAUCUUACUUCUCAUUUAUACUUCCAUUCAGUCUUGCUAUGCGUUUCUAAAGAAGAAAUCGGAGGAAAAAGUGGAACUGAUAUACAAGAAGGAAAAUGUACAUGGCCCAUUAUGAUUGCAUUGCAGCGAGCUACAAUUGAACAAAAAAAAAUUUUAAAAGAAUGUUAUGGAGUAGCUGAUGAAGAAAAAGUAAAACAAGUGAAAGAAAUUUAUGAAGAGAUAGGUAUAUCAAAUAUCUAUUUGGAUUACGAAGAAGAAAUGCAUAAUUUAUUGAAUACAUAUAUACAACAAUUAUCUUCGAAACUUCCAAUUGAAUACUUUUUAUACUUACUCGCUACAUCAUGUAGUAAAAUAGAACGAGAAGAUUAAUUGUACAAGAUAUU